Molecule: messenger RNA, 2661 nt
Organism: Penaeus chinensis
Lineage: Eukaryota; Metazoa; Arthropoda; Malacostraca; Decapoda; Penaeidae
Product: lysM and putative peptidoglycan-binding domain-containing protein 3-like
Exons: 3
Coding region: 102-935 (277 amino acids)
Source: RefSeq, a predicted model, not a curated record
GAGAUCUCGAGUUAUGGGAAAGUGGAAGUGAGCCAGUAUCUUCAAAUUUUUUUUUGCCUAAGAGCAGGUGUCUACCCUGACGUUGGCUAUGUGACUUAAAGAUGAGUUCUUCCCUCUGGAAUGGACGGGCGGGCGGAAAUUCUUCACACAAGAAUUACAAGUACAGACGUCUUUCCAGCGCUGAGAAUGGAACAGGCAAUGGGUACAUUUCAUGCGAAGAGGACGAGGAGGAGAUAUUCACAUCACAGGCCUUUGAGCUGAAGAAAAUUGUAAAGAAGUCCGAUGGUCAGGAGAAAAAAGGGUCCUCUGGCAGCAGCCCGGUUAAAUUUGUUACUGAAUAUGAGCAGCUGAUUGAUAGACCCAUACAAAGUGGAGAGACGCUCAGGAGCAUAUCUCUGAAGUAUAGGAUUCCGGUAUCAGAAUUGAAGAGAAUAAACAAGAUCUUCCAAGAGAACGAAUUCUUUGCCCUAAACUCUUUGAAGAUUCCGGUGAAACCCAACUCUGUUUUGGCGGAGAUGCUUGACGAAGAGAACAGGCAGAGGCAGGAGAAUGUUGCCAGUACUCGAGCUGCAGUCUUGGGCACAAGGAGUGUCAGCAGCUGCAGUGAGUGUGAGAGUGACUCUGAGAUGCAUGUAGGCUACAUUAGCAUCAACCGCAUCUUGAAAGACACACGCACCAAGAAGGAUGCCAAGAGGUUCCUGGACAAUAUGAAGCGAGACCUGGCCCAGAUCCGCGAGAAGACCAGCACAUACAAGGAGUCUCUAGAUGAAGCUGCAGCCACACUCACCGACCUGCGGUUUCGGCCCCUAGAGCAGUCAGACAAGUGUGAGGGGGCUGACUGGGGCAUCAGCUGGUGGAAGAUGAUGGUGGCAGUAGUUAUCCUCCUGAUUGGGAUUCCUUUGCUCUUCUUCUGGUACUCGAGUCACAGUAGCUAGGGCCUUCCUGAUGGACUGAGAAGGAGCAGGUGAGGGAGAGAGGACUUUGAAGAACUCAGGAGCACUGAGGAGCUUAGCAGAGUAAGCUACUCAUCAAAUAUAUGACAAACUUUCUUUUCUGGACUCUCCCUUUGCUUGCUCCUCCAGAAUAUGGAUUUAUCUCCAGUGUUUACCUUUUUGAGAACAAACAAGUUUAUAAUUUGUGCAUCCAUGAAACAAAGGGAAACGUUAGUGUGAUCUUUGUCGUGUAUUACAUGGACUACAAAUGGAACUAGCUAAUUAUUUCAGCAAAUCUUAUUCCACUUUGUGUUCGAGUUUGAUUCAAGAUGAAUUGUAUGUUUGGAGGAAGUGAUAGCUACGUGUUUUUUUUUGUUUUUUUUUGUGCAUUAUUGGAGGUGCAUUUAUUCAUUGCAGUUGUUAUUGUUAUGUCUCCCACAACAUUUAUUAUGUACUGUAAAUCUUUUCAUGAACAGACUUCCAAAAUACUUUUAAACUGAACCAGUGAUAUAAGUCCCUUAAUUGACUAUUGUAUCAGAUUAUUCAAUUUAAUGUUGAUGCCAAAGUGCAAAUUGCUGCCAGAUGAAUUGAAAUUGAUGACUGCUUGUGUGAGUAGGAGAAAUGAGAUUAUAGAAACCAAGUUGAAUGUGAUAUUUUUCUGUAACUUUCUAUAUUAUGAGAAAAUAUGACUCGGUGAGUUCUAGUUUUGAUAUUGUGAAUUUUAUUUACUAAUUCCAGAACAUCAGUGAUGGUGAAUAUUGACCUGUUGAUGCCAAGAUACAUACCCUGUCCACCUGUAUGCAUACCCUGUCCACUUUGAUUUUUUUUUUUUUUUUUUUUUAUGUAGAUGCAUCCACAUGUAUUUGGUCAUGUAGGACGUCAGUUACUAAGCAUACCUGAUCUCACCCAUUAACUGGAAUCUUUUAAUUUUGAAAAGAAAAAAUUUAUUUCUUUAACUACAAAUAUUGCUAGUAAUGUUAAGUAAUGAUAAUGUCGAUAAUAAUAAUAAUAGCAACGUAAGCAACGAUAAUAUUAGAAGUUAGAACAUUUCCUGAAAAUCCAACCAAUGGGAUAAACCAGUGGAGUCAGGUAGGUUUAGUGAUUGACUCCUUGCAAACUCAGUGCUCAUGAAGCCAUUUAUAUGUAAACAAAAUUGGCAAAACAAAACUACGGGGGACAGCUCAUGUAUUCAGCACCAAUCGGUUAAUGACAGGACUGUUUUAUAGUGCUGUUGUUAUUAUAUAUAAAUAGAUUUUAAAAUAUUGUUAUGAUUAUGCUUUUUCUAAUAGUACUGUACGCCAUGUCCAGUUAAUACCGUUAUUUUGAUAUUAAUUUUAUUAUUUUGAUUUACUUAUUUUUUCAUUAUUAAUGAUUGUUAUUUAAGAGCAUUGUCUUUUGGCAGAAAUAUUAGAGAGAGCUUGUGUUGUUAAUAUUACUGUUAUCACUAUUAUUAUUAAUAUCAUUAUUAUUAUUAUUAUUAUUAUUAUUAUUAUUAUUAUUAUUAUUAUUAUUAUUAUUAUUAUUAUUAUUAUUAUUUUCAAUUUAAUUAUCAUUGAUCAAUAAUGUUGUUGGUGGUAUUAUGAUGAACAUCACCUUUUUUUCCUGUUUCAUGGUGGAAAACAUUAAGAUAAGUCUUAGGAUUGUCGUAGAUGUCUGUUUACUUAUUUAUUUAUUUAUGUUAAGAGAUGGUGCUCUGCAUGUAUACAAAUAUAUUUUUUUUCUAAUUAUU